Drosophila guanche is the source of this 486-nucleotide messenger RNA. RefSeq lists its product as uncharacterized. The transcript has a single exon. The coding region runs from base 20 to 463 and encodes 147 amino acids. The record is from RefSeq and is a predicted model, not a curated record. NCBI's taxonomy places the organism in Eukaryota, Metazoa, Arthropoda, Insecta, Diptera, Drosophilidae.
GUGACUUCUAAAUUCUAAAAUGAACACGCAAAAGGCAAAGACCACAACUGCCAUGGCACUGGAGACCCGCGGCAGACUCCAUAGUGCAUCGAAGAACCCAGCAAAGGCAGUGGCAAAGUCAGUUCCGCAGCUUAGAAUGCGUUCAAAGAGCGAUCUAGCAGCCCUACCCAAUCCGUAUGCAGUGAGCAGCCGCAUCUAUCGACCCUCCAGCUCCACCAUCUUCGACUACAACCUGUCGCCGGUGGAGCAGCAGCACUUCCGCAACUGCAGCGAUCCCAUGAAGUCGGUGCCGGCAGCGGAGUUGGAGCUGCUGCGCAGUGGUCAGCGAUCCACGUACCUGGAGCGCCGCUACGAGCACAGUCCCGACGAUAAGUACAACUAUCCGGAGGCGACCAGCUGGCGCUACGGUUGGUUCCACUGUCAGUCUGAACCCUGCCAGAAAAGGCAUCCCAGAAAGGACUAAAGUGCUUGAAAUAUUCCUAAAGU